AUGGCAUCUGCUAUUGGAUACUGUGCACUUCUUCUUCUCUGCUCUCAUUUGGUGUUGGGGAGCAUUGAAAUUAACAAAUAUUUUGGUGAUUUUCCCAAAUUUGUGGCAUUCAUCACCAAUGUUAUCAAUAGUGAAACAAAAUCACUCAACGCGCCAGGUUUUAAAACAAAUCGCUAUGUAACAAUUAAUAAUCUUAAAAUUGACUUAACAUCAAUUUUAAAAGCAAAUGAAACGAGAAAGGAUAAAAUUUUGAUACGCACUGGAGUUUUUUCGGUUAAAAACAAUGGAAAUUCGCAAGCAGAAGCACAAAGAGCUCUUAAAUUGCCAUUUAUUGACUAUUUGACUCCAACACUGACUUUCUCCAAUACGAAAACGACUUCAAUAAGUGACACAACUGAGGAAUGGGUCACGGUUCAGCCUCAAAAAGUGUUCUUAGGUCCAAGGAGUCAGAAGGAAGUGAAAUACGAUCUCUACAGGGAAGAAUUAGAGCAAAUAUAUAAUUUGGAAUUCACAGUCGAUCCGACUUCAACAUUCACUGUCACUAGAUUCAUAAGAUACCGACAACUCGGAAUGGUGGGUAGUUCCAAAAAAGAAGACAAGUUCAAUUUAUUGGAAUUUUUAAGGAAGGCACAUGAAAAAAAUUUUAAAUUUCAUUAUUCAAAUUUCAUAAAAUACGAUUAUAAUACAAACAAACUGAUGAUAAAGAACUACACUGCUGUGAGAAAUGUCUUUAAUGAUAUUGUUGAGGUCACUUUGGGAGCAGAAGAACCACUGAAGUAG
Messenger RNA from Phlebotomus argentipes, 780 nucleotides. RefSeq lists its product as uncharacterized. Bases 1 to 780 code for a protein of 259 amino acids. Lineage: Eukaryota; Metazoa; Arthropoda; Insecta; Diptera; Psychodidae. The record is from RefSeq and is a predicted model, not a curated record. The transcript has 2 exons.